UAUGUGUGAAGUAAUUUUGACCACGGCUUGUGCAAGAGAAUAUGUUUGACAUAUGACGACCGAAGAGAAGAUUUGAAAAUGGGGUUUUAACCCUGAAACUAUAGCCAUCCACGACAAUCUAGGCUAUAUUGUCGUAUAAGACUGAUUGACGACAGGUUGCUGUUUCGAGAGCCAAUCUAUCCAUCAAUAGAUCAAACCUACAGUGACGUUUCUAAACCAACUACGCCUCAAACGUAAGACAUCAAGGUUUGAAGUAUCAAGUCUUUUCUUCAAAGAAGUUGUUAACUGCCAACAGUUACAGUGCUAAACUAGUUGUGACAUUUAUAAGCCAACUACUCUGUUGAUAGUGACGCAUCAAGUCAAGUUUGUAAUAGAAAGUCUUUUCUUCAAGAAGUUGUGACUACCGACAGUUACAGUGCUAAACUAGUUGAGACAUUUAUAAGCCAACUACUCUGUUGAUAGUAACGCAUCAGGUUUGUAAUAGGACGUCUUUUCUUCAAGAAGCUGUGACUAUCAACAGUUACAGUGCUAAACUAGUUGAGACAUUUAUAAGCCAACUACUCUGUUGAUAGUGACGCAUCAGGUUUGUAAUAGGAAGUCUUUUCUUCAAGAAGCUGUGACUACCAACAGUUACAGUGCUAAACUAGUUGAGACAUUUAUAAGCCAACUACUUUGUUGAUAGUGACACAUCAGGUUUGUAAUAGGAACUUUUUUCUUCAAACAACACAGGAGAACACAAUCGGUUGAUUCGUGGGGGUAUCCUGUUAAAAAUGUGUCAUUAAAGUUACCAAGGAAAAUCUCAGGGGGUGAUGUGGUUUUUACUGAGGAUUUUCAUAACUCUAUAUCAGCAUCUGUGACUCUUACAGAGAAAUUCCCUAGUAUCUAUUAAGGAUUACCAUUCUCCACUACAGAAUAAACCUAAUCCAGAAAAAAUCCCUAGAUCACUCAGUAACAUGAACUCCAUUGGUGGCUUACCUUCUGCUCCUUCGCCUACUCAUAGUGAUGUUUUAUCAAUGGCAAGAGAAUUUUCAGAAGAAUGGAGCAUGAUAUCCCCCAUACAUUUUCCUGCUGGCCAUCAAGAGAAGUCUGAAGAUAUUUCUAUUCCUCAAAACUUAGUCACUGCUUCACCUCCACUCUACAUUGGUGGCUUACCUUCUGCUCCUUCGCCUACUCAUAGCGAUGUUUUAUCAAUGGCAAGAGAAUUUUCAGAAGAAUGGAGCAUGAUAUCCCCCAUACAUUCUCCUACUAGUUAUCAAAAGAAGCCUGAAGAUAUUCCAAUGCAUCCUCACAAUCAAGUCACUGCUCCACCUCCACUCUACAUUGGUGGCUUACCUUCUGCUUCUUCGCCUACUCAUAGCGAUGUUUUAUCAAUGGCAAGAGAAUUUUCAGAAGAAUGGAGCAUGAUAUCCCCCAUACAUUCUCCAGCUGGCCAUCAAAAGAAGCCUGAAGAUAUUCCAAUGCAUCCUCACAAUCAAGUCACUGCUUCACCUCCACACUACAUUGGUGGCUUACCUUCUGCUCCUUUGCCUACUCAUAGUGAAGUUUUGUCAAUGGCAAGAGAAUUUUCAGAAGAAUGGAGCAUGAUAUCCCCCAUACAUUCUCCUACUAGUUAUCAAAAGAAGCCUGAAGAUAUUCCAAUGCAUCCUCACAAUCAAGUCACUGCUUCACCUCCACACUACAUUGGUGGCUUACCUUCUGCUCCUUCGCCUACUCAUAGUGAAGUGUUAUCAAUGGCAAGAGAAUUUUCAGAAGAAUGGAGCAUGAUAUCCCCAAUACAUUCUCCAGCUGACCAUCAAAAGAAGCUUGAAGAUAUUCCAAUGCAUCCUCACAAUCAAGUCACUGCUUCACCUCCACUCUACAUUGGUGGCUUACCUUCUGCUCCUUCGCCUACUCAUAGCGAAGUUUUAUCAAUGGCAAGAGAAUUUUCAGAAGAAUGGAGCAUGAUAUCCCCCAUACAUUCUCCUGCUGGCCAUCAACAGAAGCCUGAAGAUAUUUCUACUCCUCAAAACUUAGUCACUGCUUCACCUCCACACUACAUUGGUGGCUUACCUUCUGCUCCUUUGCCUACUCAUAGCGAAGUUUUAUCAAUGGCAAGAGAAUAUUCAGAAGAAUGGAGCAUGAUAUCCCCCAUACAUUCUCCUGCUGGCCAUCAAGAGAAGCCUGAAGAUAUUUUUACGCCUCCUCACAACCAAGUCACUGCUUCACCUCCACACUACAUCGGUGGCCUACCUUCGCCUACUCAUAGCGAAGUUUUGUCAAAGGCAAGAGAAUUUUCAGAAGGGUUGAUUAUGAUAUCCCAUCCCAUACACAUUCGAAUUAGAAGUGUGUCAGAAAUAAAUAAUCUCUCAAAAGAGGAGCUUUACUAGACUUCACCGAAGAGCAGCAGCAGACUACACUAGUGCUGACAAAUGACCGAAAUAUUGAAGUUGAGAAGAAAGUCUCAUUUCUACAAUACUCGGUACCACUCACUAGUGCUGACAUGCAUUGCCGAAAUAACAAAAUGAGGAUUUGUUUGGGAGAGGUGCCCUUCCCCCAAGGACAUUUAUAAGCCGACUCAGUUGACUCAGUUGAUAGUGACUCGUCAGGUUUGUAAUAGGAAGUAUUUUCUUCAAGAAGCUGU
This is a messenger RNA of Macrosteles quadrilineatus (aster leafhopper), 2620 nucleotides long. RefSeq lists its product as uncharacterized. The record is from RefSeq and is a predicted model, not a curated record. The transcript is spliced from 3 exons. NCBI's taxonomy places the organism in Eukaryota, Metazoa, Arthropoda, Insecta, Hemiptera, Cicadellidae. The coding region runs from base 954 to 2366 and encodes 470 amino acids.